AUGGAGCGAGCAAGUAGCAGUAAGUUUUUAUAGAUACUUAUAUUACAGACAUUUAAAUCAAUGAUUUUUGUCCUCAGUUUAUAGUCUAAAGGCCAACCCUAUUAAAAGCUUCAACAAACGUUUUUAGAGACAUAAUACUGAUGUAACGUCAAGCAUAUUUGUAUUAUAUAUUACUCUUGGUUUUGUGUAUGAGAUUGGAUAUAUUUUUGCAUGAUUUUGGGUUGUCUGUCAUAAAAUGUUUUAUGUUUAUAUGAGUAAAAUAGAAAGUUAGAGAAGAUAUAAUUAUUUAUUUAUAAAUAAUGUCCUGAUUUAUACCGUUUUGACAAACUCACAGGCAUUCGUUGCAGAGGUUAGGGUGAAUGUUAUGUUAGGGUUUUAUUAAGAGAUUAUGACAUUGGAUGCCAAGUUUAAUUAUUGACAUUACCAUAAGGUAGUCAGUGAGGUACUCAUUACUAACUUUUGUUGAUGUAUGUUGAUACAUUUGGUCACCACCUGCCUUAAUCUAGACAGCAGAUGAGCUGUCCAAAAUAACACAAUUUAAACCCACAAUGAUUCUGGGAACAAAUCAUGUCGGAUGUUUUCAAAAUAGUUUGUCUAGAGGUCUGUCUAUGUAAUACGAUUAAUCGUAUAUGAUUCCUACUUUGGCCUAUGUAAAGCCUUCUCCUCACUGCAAUGCAAGUAUAAGCACAAAAGGAAUCAAACAUGUUGAUUUCUUAUGUACUGUCCUCAAUACAACAUAAGCAUAAGAAUAUCAAAACGUUGCGUUCUUUUAAUCUGGAUGAUCGUAAAAUAAAUUAAAUUAAUAGAAGCAUAAUUGUGACUAUUCAAUUGUGACUGUAUAAUUUUUUCCCAAAUUCAUUUUUCUUGCAUAUAAAACAGGGCAGUAACAUUUUUCUGAUUUUUUUUAUAGUUUAUGGCAGUUCAUCCGCCUUGCGUGGCGUGCAAUUAAAAAUCGGAGAAAAGUUUAAACCCCCAGCAAAGGUUUGUAAAUUGGAUUGAUAAUCAGAAAAUAAGGUCUAAAAAAUAUUGUUUGGUUCUGGUUUCCCAACCAACCCGACACCCAACCGUAUCUUGUUAUAACAAUUUCUGCGGCCAAAAAUGAAACAUACUGUAACAAUGCCAACAAAAACAACUGUGAAAAGCAGACCUCUCAACUCUCACACAUUCGGCGUGAGUCUCACGCAAUUCGCUUCACUCUCACGCCACGUUUAGUAAAUCUCACGCAUAUAGCAGUUUCAUAGUAUUUUUUCAAUAAUAUAAUAUUGUAUUCUUAAAUGCACAUUAUUAUAAUCAUUAUACGGAUCGCGAAUCGAAUAUAUAAUCGCGUGUUAUUGUUCCUGCAUAUACAGCCCGACAUUUUGCCUGCAAUUUGGAUACAAAAUAGUACGCAUAUGUAAAUACAGCCGAAAAAAGACAGAAUCAGUCGGAGCAAAAUUCAAUAUGUAAAUUAUCAAAGGCAAAUUAAAGCUCAUUACUGUAUCAGUCGCAUCUUAUAAUGCACAAAAUGUGGUUUCAGACCCCCGGACUUUUACAAAGGUGUUAUCCACAUCCCCAAUCUCACUCUUAACUUCUCUGCAAAGUUGAGAGGUCUGGAAAAGUCGGCAGUGUUUUCACUUUUCAAAAUUGAAAUAUCCAUUAACAAUAUACCAAAUAUCCCCAUAUAUUGGACAAAAAAUUUCCAUUGUGAAAACAUACCUGGCAAUAUCUGUAUGUUGAUGUGAGGGACGUUUCAGAAUCAGUGCUAUAUAAUAUGAAAAUCUUUUAUUAUUCUAGGUAACUUUACCAGUUGGAUGGAAAACCAGAGAUCCCUCGAGGCUGCUUAGUAUUUCAGUAAGUAAAAGGUCUUGUAAAAUAAAAGAGAACUUUGACAUUUUGAACCAAGGCCCUUUGUUGGGAAGUAGCUUGUAUUAGGGAGUUUAAGAUCCUGACAAUGAACAAUGGGUACGGAGUAGGGUUGAAGGCUUGUUUUCGCAUUGCUUUAACAAAGGCAGACAAAAUUUACUUAUCCCCAGAGCAUACUUUUCACCGUAGUGACCUUGGCUACAGCGUAAAAAUCACAUUCUUGUGUUAUAAAACGGAAUCAAGAACAUAGCACCGAAACUGACUACGCAACAUUGCAGGUUGGAGAGUAUUUUUAUAAAGAAAUGAUGAAAAUUAAAAAGAUGAAACUUGCUGAACACAAAGCCAUGCACAUAAAACAUAUUUGAGAUAAAUUUGUUAUGACAAGCAUUUAGUAUUUGCAUACAUACAACAAAAACUUUUUCAAACAUAGUUGGUAGUUCAUUGUCAACAUCUUAAACUCCCAGGCCUUAAAAUAUCGUUUACAGGGUCGUCUGACAAAAUGUCCGAUGACUUUGAGUUUGGGUAGGACAUGCGUAUGAUGAUGUCCGAUGACCUUCAGUUUAGUUUUGCUCUGAAAUAAGUCAAAAUGACAGGAGUUAAUAUCAGCACAAUGUAUUAAUUCUGAAUUAUUUCCAAGCUAAAUUAACUUGCUUGCCAAAAACAGGAGUAAGACUUCGUCACCUUAAGCAAUAAGCCCGUUUUCCACUUCACCAUUUCGCUCGUCACCCCACCCUCAAUUGCAUUAAAUUAAAACAACAUUUCCAGUUCACUUUUUAUACAUCACUCUGAUUUUCCAUUUAACUUUGAUUUACGUUGGACAAAGCUACCGUAAUCGGUUGGACACCAAUACACUCGGGUCGGACAAACGAUAAACCUCAGUUUCACUUAGGUCGGACAGAAUGUCCGGUGGUUUCCUCUCUACGUCGGACAAUUUCACGAAUGGGUCGGACAAUGUCCGUGACCGACCGAUAUUUUAAGGCCUGAACUCCCUAAUAUUGGCAUUACCUACACUGACAAAGACUGUUCAAGACUAUAUAACAGGGCUUGAAAUGACAGCCAAUCAAUGAUCGGCAAGAAAUUGCUUAUGAUCGGAAGCAGGGUUUCCAACCUGAAAAAGCAGGGACAGUCAUUACUGCUGAUCACCAUGAUCGGGGACUUUGAGAACGCUAUUUAAAGCCCUGAUAUACCUUAAUUUUAUCUCUAAUUUUAUUUAGUAUAAUUUUUCUUUGGAAAAAAGUGUUAUUGAACGAAUAAAAGCUGAGAGAGAAGCGAGAGAACAACAUGAACAGGCUCAAAAAAUCAAAGAACUAAAAAUCAUAACUUCCACAGCCAAUCCUGCUGUUGCGAACAUGGGUGGCGACAUCUUGCAACCCACAACAGCAACAAAUACAACGACAACAACAAACGCUCUGAACACAACAAAUGAAAACAAACAAUUUAAUUACAAAGACUUUGAAGAUAAUACAGAUACACCAUUUGAAGCAGUCGAAUUACAAUGUAUAAACAAUAUGGAGGCUUUGAAAAGUGUUUUACAGCCGGAUGUGGAAACCGAUUCUGCAACAAGCAGUCAACCACAAAUUCCUCAUGCGACAAAUGAUGCUAGCAAUGUUCCUGUGAUGACAUCGGGGAUACCUAUAAUGGGAGCGCCAAAUCCAUUUGCCGCACAUGUGCCAUCCCGUAGUUUAGAGACAAAUUUCCCAAUAAGUGGUUCACCACCAGCACCGAUGAGUGCGGCUAAUCUAUAUCCCACAACUCAAAUGGGACAAACUGUACCUCAAUAUUCAAACCCAUUUUUGCCACAUAAUUCACAGACAGCUGGUCAGGAACCAAUUAGCACUGGGCUUGUAUCAGUAUCACCUCACUCGAACACUGUCUCGUACUCCUCAGGGAAUACUGUAUCAGAUACUAAUAGAAGAAUUUCCCUUCCUGGUGCCAUGAGGGUGUUACCUGCUGCGCCGGCUCGACCUCCGCCAAGACGACCCGUAAGUGUACCUAAUCAGGGUGUGACAUCAGAAAUGAUGUCUGCUCUCCCAAGUCAGGGAGAACACCCGUCGACAACUCCUGCACAAAAACGCCCUGUCCCCAAACCUCGUAGUAAACUACCCCCAUUGAGAAAUGGACCAGAGGCUGGCCCCUCUUAUGAACCCUUGUACGAUGUUCCCCCUCCUCCCAUACCACCAAAAAAGUCAAUAGGGAAAAAUAGAAAUAUGAACCAUGCACAAAAACCUGAUGUUUCAACAGUAAGUAUGGCGAAUCACACUUUGCCUUUUAGUUUAGUUUGUCCAUUGUCAACUGGUAUACAUAAUAUUGCAACAUAAUUGUUCAAUUUUUAGGAUGAUGCAAACUUAAAACGCUUUCCUACCCCUCUUCCACCCAUUUCACCCCCAAAGCCAGAACAGCCCCCACAUGUCAAUGAUCCUUGUUCCACAAUGUCCGCUGAGGAAAGACAGUUCGUCAAUCAAAUAUCUGCCAUGGGUUUUCCUGUUGCGAGAGUCGCAAGAGCUGUGAAGAAUUUGGGAUGCAAGGAACGUGAGGUAUUUUACGUUUUGUUUAUUGAGUUCUUACUCAUUGGUGAUCGGAUUUCCCAACAGUCUAUUUGCCCAAUGGACGAUUCCAGGUAUAGACUAAAUUUUGAUCUCGGCAAGAAGAACAAAAUCCAUCACCACAGCUAGAAAGAGCAUGUUAAAAUUAGUAAAAUUGCAAAGUUUGGUUGCGAUAUGUUGUAAAAAAUAAGGAAAAUAUAGUCCUGCGAAAUUUGCAAAUUUUGUAUUCAUUUGUAUUACGUACGGGAAAAUGAACCACUUUCAUUUCAAAUGUGGUGCAUUUUUCCACUCAUAAUACAAAUCUUUAUUUAUUUAUUUAUUUAACUUCGCCAGGUAAAAUUACACUAGUGACAUGCAUACAAUACAAAUACAAAAUUAUACAAGUGACGAAUGGCGGGGACACCACAACAGUUAAAACCAAUUACUGCGGGCCCUUUUAACAUAUAGGUUACAUACAGAUAUCUAAAAACAACAGUUGAUAACAUUGGUCAAACUUCGACAAGAGUUACAAUUUAAACAUAUAGAUCUCCAUGUUCUUGGGUCCUCUGCAUCAAAACAACUGAGCAGGGCUUUCGAAUAAUAUUGUCGUAAUAAACUUUUAAAUGUACUUAAACUUAAAUUUGGUUGUCUUAAGUCUGUUGGAAGGCAAUUCCAUACUCUCGUGAGGCGGGUAAUAUACGAUCGCUGGAAAGUCCUAGUCCUGCAUUUUGGGGGGCGGAAGGAUAAAAAGUAGUAUACAUGGUAAAGAAGUAUACAUUGUAAAGUAGUAUACAUGGUAAAGUAGUAUACAUGGUAAAGAAGUAUACAUGGUAAUGUAGUAUACAUGGUAAAGAAGUAUACAUGGUAAUGUAGUAUACAUGGUAAAGUAGUAUACAUGGUAAAGUAGUAUACAUGGUAAAGAAGUAUACAUGGUAAUGUAGUAUACAUGGUAAAGAAGUAUACAUGGUAAUGUAGUAUACAUGGUAAAGUAGUAUACAUGGUAAAGAAGUAUACAUGGUAAAGUAGUAUACAUGGUAAAGUAGUAUACAUGGUAAAGAAGUAUACAUGGUAAAGUAGUAUACAUGGUAAAGUAGUAUACAUGGUAAAGUAGUAUACAUGGUAAAGUAGUAUACAUGGUAAAGAAGUAUACAUGGUAAAGAAGUAUACAUGGUAAAGUAGUAUACAUGGUAAAGAAGUAUACAUGGUAAAGUAGUAUACAUGGUAAAGUAGUAUACAUGGUAAAGUAGUAUACAUGGUAAAGUAGUAUACAUGGUAAAGUAGUAUACAUGGUAAAGUAUUAUACAUGGUAAAGUAGUAUACAUGGUAAAGAAGUAUACAUGGUAAAGAAGUAUACAUGGUAAAGUAGUAUACAUGGUAAAGUAGUAUACAUGGUAAAGUAGUAUACAUGGUAAAGUAGUAUACAUGGUAAAGAAGUAUACAUGGUAAAGUAGUAUACAUGGUAAAGUAGUAUACAGUAGUACACAUGGUAAAUCUUUACAUUGAUAGUAUACAUGGUAAAUGUUUAAAACUAUUCAAAACCCAUUGAUGGAAAUUUAAUUAUUCUUUUUCUGUGUGGUGAUCUGUGCAUGGUACCUACGAUUUUAACAUCCUUGUCGGAGAAGACGCGAAAGUCUAACCAUUUACUGAUGUCAAUGUAAAGGUAGCUCUUUCUCCUCAAUUAUUUUAAGACCUUGAGUAGAGGUCCAACCGAGGAUUGAACCCGGGUCUCCCAGGUUGAAAGGCAAACGUGCGUGGUUAUUCGGAAAUUUUACAGUAUACAGAAAUUAAAUUUAUACAAUGAUAACCGAAUUAUGAUUUCUCAUUCAAGGUGAUCGAGUUUCUUAUAUCAGUGAAUGAUAUGUGUAACCUGGGAUACUCCGAAGGACAAGUUGAAAUGGUGUUAAAAGACAACAAUGAUCAAACUAAGGUAUAUAGAUCAUACACCCUUCCCGAAAGUACUUAGCCUUGGUUAUAGAGAUCUCGGUUUUUAAUAGAGGCCUCUAGUUAACCCUGUAAUCCCCAAAAUCAUUUAAAUAACAUGCAUGUCUUUUUUCUCAACAGGCUGUGGAGUUCUUAAAGCUCAUAGUACAAUUUAAAGAACUUGGUUUUCAAGAGGAAAAAAUAUUCGAGGCAUUGAAAAAAUCCGAAUGUGACAGUAAUAAAGCAUUAGAUAUUUUAACAUGCGCUGGCUAG
Paramuricea clavata is the source of this 6557-nucleotide messenger RNA. NCBI's taxonomy places the organism in Eukaryota, Metazoa, Cnidaria, Anthozoa, Malacalcyonacea, Plexauridae. The record is from the annotation of a GenBank genome assembly.